Molecule: messenger RNA, 1605 nt
Organism: Penicillium macrosclerotiorum
Lineage: Eukaryota; Fungi; Ascomycota; Eurotiomycetes; Eurotiales; Aspergillaceae
Exons: 4
Coding region: 1-1605 (534 amino acids)
Source: RefSeq, a predicted model, not a curated record
AUGCACCGUGAUUCCCAAUACAACAUGAUGUUCUACUUUUCAAAACAUACAUCGUUCCUUAUCACUCCACAAAAUACCCGAGCUCUCAUCAUUCAGAUGGGUCCACGGAAGCGAAACCACAUUUUUGAGAAUUCCUCGGAGAAUGGUCUUGCGUAUGAAUCCUUCCAUGCUGCUGGUAUGUCGUCCCAGACGGUGGAGUUUCCACCCACGAAGAAAUUGAGAACUUCACCGAGGUUCCAUACAGCAACGCCCACCGCGGAUGCCGCGGCCGCAGAGCAAGUGGUAACUCCGAUGUGGUUUCAUGAUAAACAACCCCCCAAGGGGCCAAAAGCGAGCACUCUGUGGGGUCCGCAUAAGCCAAAUGCCAAAGCAAAGGGCAAAAAUCAGAAAAAGAGACUCUCCCUAGAACCGUCUGAAUUGAGCAAGCGAGCUCUUCCAGAACAUAGAAUCUGGCCGGUGCAGGACCCCCCAAUUACGGAUAUCAACGCGGUGCCAGAGGAAUUAAAUUGGACUCCGAAUGAUUAUGAUCUUGAUGAGAAGGACAUCGAAGGCAAUAUCAAGAGAUGCCAGGAGCGUAUUGCGACUGGUAUCAUACCGGACUUUUUUGAAAGGAAACUGGCAAAAUAUGAGAACAUGCUAGCCAAGCGUCAGGAAGUCAUGUCUCGGGAGCCUGGCGUGAAUGACUCAGAUGUGAAGCUGCGGCUGGAGUGUUUAAAGCUCAUUGAAGCUGGCCUUGAGAAGAAAGGAGACCGGUAUGACCAGCUCCCGAAUGUCUGGGCGAUCAUCGAAGCCUACAAGGCAGGCGAGCUGUACUGGCACGCCGAAAAGAUGGUCACAUACUGGUCCAAAGGAGAGCAGAUCGGGAGACCAAGGAAGUUUGACUGGGAAGAUUUCAGGAAGACUGCGGGUGAAAAUGACGGCCACACGGGCUUCUGGGUUGAAGGCUUAAAUGGCCCCGGACCGACACAUAUGGCUUAUUUUGGUAGACAGAGGGCUCUUCACGAAUGGGAUAACAUGCAUUAUAUUGAAUACGAAGCCGCAAUCGCCAGUUCCACUAAAUUUGGGGUGAAGAUGCAAUUUAUUGAUGAUACUGCGUCUUCUGUGACAACCAUGUAUGCCGACGACGUGGAGAUGUUGAGGACCGUGGCUGGUCCGGAUCGGCCCCAACCCUAUUGUAUGGGGGAACUACUCGUAGAGAGCGCGACUUCGAUUGAACCAUUCUCUACCAUCGUCCUUGCGCUGAGAGUGUUAGAGUUUGAUUCCUUCAAACCUAUGACUCGCUGGGUUUACCGCCAGAUCGUGGAAUGGCCAGACGCAAACCGCUUGGCAGGCCCUGGCAUUGGUAUGCCUCGUCUCAGUGGUUCCUGGUGGAGAGAAAUGGUCUUCAACGGUCAAGUCCCGGAUAAUAAGCGAGAGAUGAUCGUGGCUACUACCGGCCGUAAAUUUCGUUCCGUUAUACCUAAUGCCAAUCGCAACAAGGCCGUUCUUGGUGGAGAGUCUCCAAUCAUUAGACAACUCCAAGAAGAGCCCCAAGAAGAUAUCAAACAAGAAUCCGAAGAAUAUUCAAAUGCGGCCGGAUUCGGCAGAUUGUCAUUUUCUAGUUGA